GCUCAGUGCUGUGUAGAGGAUUAUAAAAUAGCUGUUGCCUGAUCUGUCUGUCUCAAAGACUUCAUGAACAACCACGAUGACUCAUGCUGGAAACGUUUUUCAACGCAUCAGCUGUGUGAUGCUCCUGGGGAGCGGCUGGGAAAAGGCUCCAGAGAUGCCCGUAUUGUAUUUCAGCGUUCCAGAAUAAAGCCCAUAGCUCCACACAGAACUGCCCGUCUAAAAAUAAGCUUUCAGUUGGAAUUCAGUUGAAGGGUCAGGACAGCUGAGGAAGUGGGCCGUCCCUGGAUUCAGCUGGUGAGCAGGCUCACUGCGUGUUUAAAUCCACGUUCCAGACUGCGAUCCGAACUUUACUGUAGACACGUUUAUUGGAUUUGCGGCCUCUAGUAGACUCCCUUCAUCAGGAACGAUGGCUCUGCCCGUGAACCCGAUGGACGAGCCCAGGUUGUACCAGCAGACCUUACUCCAGGACGGCCUGUACGACCUGCUGGAGAGCGACAAACUGAUCGAUUGUGUGCUGAAGAUCAAAGACAAGGAGUUCCCUUGCCACCGCCUGGUACUGUGUGCCUGCAGCUCAUACUUCCGCUCCAUCUUUCUGUCCGACCUGGAGGAGAGCAAGAAAAGGGAAAUUGUGCUGGAGGACGUGGAGCCUGGGGUCAUGGGUCUGAUCCUGAAGUACCUGUACACCUCUAAAAUCAAUGUGACCGAGCAGAACGUCCAGGACAUCUUCGCUGUCGCUAACAUGUACCAGAUUCCCUCCAUCUUCACGGUUUGUGUGUCUUUUCUGCAAAAGCGUCUGAGCAUUAGCAACUGCCUGGCUGUCUUCAGACUCGGCUUGAUGCUGGACUGCCCCAGGCUGGCUGUCUCGGCCCGGAAUUACGCCUUAGAGCGCUUCCAGCUCAUCUCCAGAGACGAGGACUUCCUCCAGCUGCGCCCCAGUGAGCUGGCAGCCAUUUUGACCAAUGACAAUUUGAAUGUGGAGACAGAGGAGGUUGUAUUCGACGCUCUGAUGAACUGGGUGUCCAGGGACACAGAGAACCGGCUGAAAGAACUCCCAGAUUUGCUCGACUGCGUUCGUUUGCGUCUGGUCACAGAUGAGUUUCUGAAGGAAAAAGUGGAGAAACAUGAGCUGAUCUCAUCUAGUCCAGAGCUUCAGCAGAAGCUCCAGCUGGUUAGGGAUGCUCGUGCUGGGAAAAUGCCGGAGCUCAAAAAGGACAAAAGUAAGAAGGAGGAUGGCGGAGCAGCAACAGAUGUAGACAACGGGGAAAAGGAGGAGGAGGAGGACCUCCUACCAGCCAUUCUCAAUGACAACCUGAGAUUUGGAAUGUUUGCCAGAAACUUGAUCCUGAUGAUCAACAACGCAGGCGCCGUAGCAUACGACCCAUCAGAAAACGACUGCUUUAUGGCGUCGCUCUCCACGCAGAUCCCCAAGAACCACUCCAGUUUGGUGACCAAAGAGAACCAGGUCUUUGUGGUGGGAGGAUUAUUCGUUGAUGAAGAGAAUAAGGAGGACCCACUGAGCUCCUACUUCCUACAGUAUGACCCGGUUGGUUCAGACUGGCUUGGGAUGCCCCCCCUCCCAUCUCCUCGCUUCCUGUUUGGACUGGGCGAGGCCGAGAACUCCAUCUUUGUUCUGGGAGGAAAGGACCUGAAGGAGGAGAACAUUCUGGAUUCAGUUCUGGUCUACGACAGGCAAUCCUUUAAAUGGGGAGAAUCGGAGUCACUUCCGUACCCGGUCUACGGACAUUCAACAAUAUCACACAAUGAUGUUGUUUAUGUGAUCGGAGGAAAGGGAGACAAGAGCUGUCUGAAGGACAUGUGCGCGUAUGAUGCUAAGAGAUUUGAAUGGAAGCAACUGGCUCCCAUGAAGACGGCACGCUCCUUGUUUGGUGCGACUCUUCACAAAGACCAGAUUUACGUUGCAGCAGGAGUGACCGACGACGGCCUGACGGACUCCGUGGAGGUCUACGACAUCGCUACCAAUACGUGGUCAGAUUUUGAGGCGUUUCCACAGGAGCGCAGCUCUCUGAACCUUGUAUCGUUGGCGGGUUGCCUUUACUGUGUGGGCGGCUUUGCCAUGGUGCCUUUGGAGGACAGCGAUGAGAUCCUUCCCAAAGAGAUGAAUGAUAUUUGGAGGUUUAAUGAGACUGAACAGAAGUGGACCGGGGUCCUCAGAGAGAUCCAGUACGCAUCUGGAGCCACAGUUUUAGGGGUCCGAUUAAACACACUGCGUCUCACCAAGAUGUGAAACCAGCCUCAUGAGUGGACAUGGGUUUGGAUCUGAGGCAGUGCCAUGAGGUUUUAUAUCUCAGACACAUUCAUGGUUGCAGACUCCAAUGUCAGUGUGAGCUGAAAGCAGCUGGACUUCUUUCUUUUCUGGCUUCCAGAUUCCAUUAUCGCAUCUUCCGGGUAAUGUACCGGACAUUCAUGUUAUGCAGGUGUUUCCAUUUCAUUGGGCUAGCCUUAAAAGGACAACUUUCUGGGUAAUUUCAAGGGUCAUCCAAGUACCUGAACUGCUAGUGAAGUAGACUGUAAAAGAAACAAAAAUAAGCAGCGUUGACACUGCUUUAAAAUAUCUAUUUUUAAACCCCCAAAGCCAAAAAAUGCAGCAGAAAUCACUCCACAACUUAGCCGCUUUUAGAGAACAUGCCACACGUGCAUAAUGACACCACCCUCUGUUGCGCCAAGGCAUGAUCUUCAUUCACAAGUCCAGUGUUGUUGCAACGUUACGGAGUGUGGCGGCACAAAUGCGGCAAAAUUCCCACAUUGUCCUAGCUAACUAGACCAAAUUCUUGCUUUGCAAACUUUGGUCUAGAAACGCUCCAUUGGAACCUCCACAGCCCCUAGCAGCAUUCUGGCUGGCCAAUCACAGCUCUCUAUAGGGGGUUUCAAUCCUAUAGAGCACUGUGAUUGGUCCACAACGAUGGGCCAAUCACAGUGCUCUAUCUGCUUUGUGGACCAAUCAGGGCCCUCUAUUUGUCUGGUGGGUGGGAUGAUGCAACAGAAUGGAACAAGAUGGCGACCGCUCAUUUGAAAUGGCUUUUACAUCAAUUUUGGACUAUUUAGACGUGGGCUUUGUUAGAAUCAAGAGCAAAUAGAUGUGUUUAAGUCCUUUAUUUAUAAAAAAGGAUGUAUUUUCACCGUCUUCAACAGCAGGCCACCUCGUUUACUGACAUCCAUUGUGGUGAGUAAAUCACGUUGUUCAUUGUCCAGUAGCAAGUGGAGAUCGUUUGAAAGACAACGGUAGAACCCGCCCCAAGACUGAGAGCCGUCAAUGGAGCGUUGCCAGGCUAAAUAAUACAUUUAUUUAGGCUUGCCAGGCUAACAUUGCCAUGCUGCCACGGCGCUUUCAUAAGACACACCGUGGUAGCAGUAUUACGCUUAUUUGCUGGGAUGGUGGGUCAUCUAAAAGCGGUUCUUAAUUUCAUGUGCUUUUUUGUCACAUACAUAGCUCCAUAAAAACAGCAAUUCUUCUCAUCACUGAACGCCGCAUUUUACGUCACACAGCUGCUCUCCUCAUCACCUAAAUGGAUUCAAUUGUGGCAUAUUUUGACAGAAUAAAACUUUAAAAAUAUUAUUAAUGUCCAUGGAUGGUUGGAACAUGCUAACAUGGUAGUAAAGUUCUGGAAAGUCGUUGUUUGGAGACACAAUAGUUGAGAGGACUGAACUAUCGUAGGUUCCUCAUCAUCUUCCCCCAUACUAGAAAAUUCCCGGAACUUCUAAAGUGUUAACACGGCUUUAAUCCCUAAAAAUGUUCAAAAAUCAGAAAAAGAAGCUCAGCUGCAGGUUUUCCCACAUUGUUUAUAGAUGUAUUUUUGCAAUUAAUGGACUGAGAUUGUGGAACGUAAUCAGUAGACUGUUAAUAAUUUUGCAAUAAAUUAUUAAAUAAAUAACAUUUUGGAUCUAAAGCCUACAUUGGCUCAUUGGGAAUCUGUACACGUUCCACCAGAUGGCAGCAAAGUUUAAGUUGUGAUUUAAACCAGAAGCUUUUACCAUUAAAAAGCAAAACCUACAAAAGUCAAACUAAAAAACAAGAAGAGAACACACAUGCAUAUUUUCAGUAAUAUGUUUAUAUUGUUUAAUAGUGAAAUGACGUCUUUAUGCUCUACUGUGUUACAGACAGUUAACACUGGUCAAUAAUACAAUGAAAGACGAAAAUACAGCCUAAUGAUAUUUAUUAGCACCUCUAGACACUACUGCCCUUGUUUUUUGUUGCUUAUCACAGCCGAAUGUAACAACCACUGUUGGGCAGAAUGGACCGAUACACACUGUGGUGUUUAUAACACAGACGAGACAAUCAGCAAGUAACAAAACACAUCAGGGUUUCUUGAACAGAGCUGCAGUUUGACCAAUCUGACGGAGCGUUGAAGAGGGGGCUGACCACGGCACCUGGUCUAUGUUCACCAUCUUUUCCCCAAAAGGAGUCAAAUUCUAAGCAGCAAUUCAAAGUGCAACAUUUUAAAUGAUCAGCGUUUACUUGUAAGUUUUGAAUAAUGUAUGGAGCUCCAAUACUGGCAAAAUUCUAAUAUUUGUGUUUAAUUGUUGUAAAUAAAUUAAGAAUCUAACAGA
This is a messenger RNA of Nothobranchius furzeri (turquoise killifish), 4566 nucleotides long. It is a transcript of the gene klhl40b, whose product is annotated as kelch-like family member 40b. Gene Ontology annotation, molecular function: protein binding. Lineage: Eukaryota; Metazoa; Chordata; Actinopteri; Cyprinodontiformes; Nothobranchiidae. The record is from RefSeq and is a predicted model, not a curated record.